AGAAGACAGCAUUUACUUAACGUGCACCACAAGGAUAGAAGCUGCCUUUGUUCACAUCCCUUGAUGAUACAAUCUUUUCAGAGACUCAGGUUGGGGAUUGAAAAUGGUUUUUAAACGUAAAACAUAUGCUGUUGAUCCAGAUUAUUCCACCUCUGAUGAAGCUCAUAGUGGUGGAUCGUAUAAAACAAUGCCAGAAAAUGCCCCUUGGUAUAUGGAAACAACUGGAAUAGUGAACCCAUCACCUGUUUUUAUAACACCUUUGGAUUACACUGAAUAUGAUAAUUCCAGAAAAAAAUAUAAAUAUAAUGCUAGCUUGAAACACCUGAUCCCUGUCCGUUGCAUUACAACACCACCUGCUGCCAGCCCUCUAGAUGAUGCUGGUUUCUUUUCUCUGGCUAUGUUUACAUGGCUCACUCCCAUUUUGUGGAAAGUCUUUAGACGACAGAUUGAUGUCGACUCCGUACCUUCUUUAUCGCCACUUGAUGGUUCAGAUGUUAAUGCAAAAAGAUUUCAGAGGCUCUGGGAUGAGGAGGUUGCUAGGGUUGGACCUCAGAAGGCUUCAAUUGAACAUGUGGCCUUUCAUUUUCAAAAGACUCGUAUUAUCCUGUCUUUCUGUGUCUCCAUUUUGUUCACUGCUGCCAGUUUUAUAGGACCAGGGGUUCUGGUUUUCAGUAUUCUUCAGCAUAUUGAAUCUUUCUCUCCAGACCGCAUUCAUGGGGUUGGUCUCUGUGUUGCACUUUUUGUGUCAGAGUUCAGCAAAGCGUUUUUUCUUUCUUUGACUUGGGCUAUCAAUUUUCGAACAGCAGUUAGACUUAAAUCUGCUUUCUCUGCCGUGGCUUUCCAGAAGGUGGUGACUUUAAAGUCUUUGGGGAACAUCUCUGUUGGAGAGGUUAUCAACAUCCUUUCCAAUGACGGGUAUCGACUUUUUGAUGCUGCUUUAUUUUGCACAUUUUCACUGUGCAUGCCAGUGCUGCUAAUAGUUUGCAUUAUUUAUGCAUGCUAUGUUUUUGGAUAUACUGCACUCAUUGGCGUUUUGGUAUAUCUCAUCUUUAUCCCUGUACAGUUGUUGACAGCAAGGCUGACAACUGCGUUCCGAAGGAAAGCAAUACAUGUGACAGACAGUAGAGUGCGCACAAUGAAUGAAGUUCUGACUUACAUUAAACUAAUCAAAAUGUAUGCCUGGGAGAGUUCAUUUGAGCAGACUAUCACUGAGGUGCGUAAAAACGAAAGAAAAACUUUAGAAAAAGCAGGAUAUGUCCAGAGUGUGAAUUCUUCUGUGACCACCAUCAUACCAACUCUGGCAACAGUUCUCACCCUUAUCGUUCACACAUCUCUGAAACUUAAUCUAACUUCAUCAGCAGCAUUCACACUGAUUGCCAUUUUCAAUGCAAUGAGAUUCACACUUGGAAUUCUUCCAUUUUCAGUAAAAGCCUUGGCAGAAGCUAGAAUCUCUUUGGCCAGAUUAAAGAAAAUUCUCCUGGUUGAAAAUCCAGAACAGUAUGUGCUUUCCUUAAAAGGGUCUCCAAAUGCAUUAGUAAUGGAAAAAGCCACUCUGUCAUGGGACAAGCCGGAUGACAACAGUGGGACUGACGGGACCCUCGCAAACGGAAAGAACAGUAAUGAAAGUGAAAGUAAUAAAAAAGCACAACCUUCAGAGAGCCAAAAUGGAACAAAAUCAACCACAAAGGAAACAAACAAAGUCACUCUGAGAAAUAUUAAUAUAACAUUAGAAAAGGGAAAGCUUCUGGGAGUUUGUGGAAAUGUUGGAAGUGGCAAAAGCUCAUUGAUAUCAGCACUAUUGGGGGAGAUGAACCUUCUCCGUGGCUCAGUGGCAGUGGAUGGAAUGUUUGCCUAUGUAUCCCAGCAGGCCUGGAUAUUUCACGGAACUGUUAGAGACAAUAUUUUAAUGGGAGAGGAUUUUGAUGAAAAAAGGUACAGUGAAGUUAUUAGUUCUUGCAGCCUUAAGUCUGACCUGGCUAUUCUUCCACAUGGUGAUAUGACCGAGAUCGGUGAAAGGGGCCUCAAUCUCUCAGGAGGUCAGAAGCAGAGGAUCAGCCUGGCCCGAGCCGUGUACUCCAACAGAGACAUUUUCUUACUGGAUGAUCCUCUUUCAGCUGUGGAUGCACAUGUUGGUAAACACAUUUUUGAGGAGUGUGUCAAAAAGGCACUUGCAGGAAAAACGAUCAUUCUGGUGACUCACCAACUGCAGUACUUGGAGUUCUGUGAUAAAGUUAUAUUACUGGAAGAUGGAGAAACAAAAGAAAUGGGGACCCACAAAUCUUUGAUGGAAACAAAAGGCAGAUAUUGGCGGCUCAUCCAGAACUUUCGAUCAGAACACUCAAAUUUUCAGGACUCUGUCGAUGAGGAACAAAACACACAAGAAUUAUCUGGCUCUAAAAAAAAGGAUUCUGAACACGGAAUUGAAAAUCCUGCUUUUGACAUAUCUGAUGAGAUGAAUGUAUCUGCUAACCACAAGCACUCAAGUGGACUGGACAAAAACGAAGAACCUCAAAAACAGUUAGUGCUUCAGGAAAGAGGGCACGAAGGUUCUGUUACAUGGAAAACCUACCACUUUUAUAUUAAGGCUUCUGGAGGAUAUAUUUUGGCUGUUUUUGUUUUUCUCAUGUUUUUCUUGAUGGUGGGAUCAAGUGCCUUCAGCAGCUGGUGGCUUGGACAUUGGAUAGAACAGGGCUCAGGGGUGUAUAACUGCACAUCAUCACAAUGUGGCAGUAUUUCACAUAAUCCUGACCUACAGUUUUACCAGCUGGUGUAUGGAAUGAUCGUAGUGGUUAUGUUUUUACUGAGUGUCAUCAAAGGAUAUGCAUUUACAAAAGUCACACUGAGAGCUUCUUCAAACCUGCAUAACAGAAUGUUUCAUGGGAUCCUCCGCAGUCCAAUGAGUUUCUUUGACACAACCCCGACUGGCAGGAUGAUUAACCGCUUCUCCAAGGACUUGGAUGAGAUUGAUGUCGGCUUGCCGUUUACCGCAGAGAAUUUCUUACAGUUCUCCUUGCUGGUUGUGUUCACCAUUACCAUCAUUUCAAUAGUGUUUGUAGAACUUCUUAUUGCAGUCUGUAUCCUGGCCGUUAUCAUCUGGAUCAUCCUAUUUGUUUUCCAGAGAAGUAUUCGAGAACUGAAGAGGAUGGAGAACAUUAGCCGGUCUCCCUGGUUCUCUUAUACCACUGCUACUGUCCAAGGACUGAGCACAAUCCAUGCAUACAAUAAGCAAGAAAAACAUAUUGAACAAUUUAAGCAGUUAGGCGACAUGAAUUCCAGUCAUUAUAUGCUUUUUCACUGCGGGACAAGAUGGCUUUCCUUUCGACUGGAUUUCCUUACGUCAGUCGUCUCUCUGCUGGUGGCUUUGUUUGCUGUUUUGGGCCCUGAUUCGAUCAGUCCUUCAUUUAAAGGGCUGGCUCUCUCCUACACAAUCCAGUUAACUGGAAUAUUACAGUUUUGUGUGAGACUUGGAACAGAAUUGGAAGCAAAAUUCACUUCUGCCGAAAGAAUACUGGAAUACAUAUUGGGAAGUGUUUCUGAGGCUUCUAUGAAGAGUAAGGCUGCACAAAUUCCUCAAGGGUGGCCAAACCAUGGUGCAAUUACCUUUAAUGACUACCAGAUGAAAUACAGAGAAAAUACCCCAAUAGUUCUGAAUGGGUUACACAUCCGAAUUGCUGCAAAAGAAAAAGUUGGAAUUGUAGGAAGAACAGGGUCCGGAAAGUCUUCCCUGGCAGUAGCUUUGUUCCGGCUAGUUGAGCCAUUCGGUGGAUCCAUCCACAUUGAUGAUCUUGACAUCGGCAGCAUUGGAUUGCAAGAUUUACGCAGUAAACUCUCAGUAAUCCCCCAGGAUCCUGUUUUGUUUAUUGGCACAGUAAGGUAUAAUCUGGAUCCUUUUAACAAAUACAGUGAAGAUGAGAUCUGGCAAGCGCUGGAAAGAACAUGUAUAAAAGAUAUGAUCUCCAGCCUGCCCAGAAAGCUAGAAGCAGAGGUGGUUGAGAACGGGGAGAACUUCUCUGUGGGUGAACGGCAGCUGCUGUGCAUGGCCCGAGCCAUUCUGAGAAACUCCAAGAUAAUUGUGUUAGAUGAAGCCACUGCCUCCAUCGAUUCUGAGACAGACGGCCUGAUCCAGCACACAAUCAGAGAGGCCUUCCGGGAGUGCACCAUGUUGACCAUCGCUCAUCGCAUCAACACAGUUUUGGACAGCGAUAAGAUCCUGGUCAUGGAAAAUGGAAAGGCUGUUGAAUUCGACCGACCAGAAGUCUUGGUGCAGAGACCAGAUUCGUUAUUUGCAUCACUUCUAGCAGCUGGCAAUACUGUGGAAACGUGAGCCGAGUUGAAGUUGCAAGUUCGCUGCUGUAGCAUGUUCUUUCUGCUGGCAGAAAAAAAGAUUUAUAUGUGUACGGUGGCUCAUUGAGGACAUGGAAAAAAAAGUUAUCUCCAGAAAUGAUCUCAUCAGAACCUACCCAGAUGUGACCAAAAUUCAGUCAAUGGUCACUGGGCAAGAGACAUGUUUCAACACCAGACCAAACAUACAUCUUGUGGCCAGGGUUUACAAUUACAAUAGAAAGAGAAGAAUGCAUUACCCAAUGUGUGCAUUGUUAAGCCACUAUGCAUUAUUUAAAAGUUAUGCAUUUGCAAUGCAGUGCACAAUGAGUCAUUUUUCAUAGAACACCAUUAAAUACUCCUUGAUGUGGGGAGUUAAAUCCAGUUUAAUAUCAUUUUGAUGGGAGCCUUGGGGCUACAGUCAAAAUAAUAUUGUGGUUUACUUUAAGAGGCAAGGCAUUUUUCCAUCUUCUUUUUAAAAGUACAGAAUUGCUAUUUCGAUCCCUCAGGAAUAAAUUAGUUAUUGGACAUGUUUCCCAAAAAAACCUUGUCAUUAAAAAACUGAAAGUCAAUAAGAGGUGCGGAAUUAGAUUAUUUUAAAAUUAGUCGUGUACCUCUACUGAAAAUGUCCCUGGUUAUUGCAUAAUAUCCUUUAAUGUUACUUUUAUUGCAGUACUGGGAUGAUGAAAACAGUAAAUAAUAUGCUAAGUAAAUCUAAACAACAACAAGAAUACAUUAAUUAUGAUGCCUGUGAUGUUUUCAUACCAACUGGGUUUCAGUUGCUCUGAUGGUCAGAGAUAAGAGAUGGGGUUGGUUAUGUACAUUUUAUUGGCCCUUUGGGAGUGUGGCAGUCAGCACACCCAUUGCCUUUGGCUUAUAAAUUCUGCUUAGUCAAAUGUAUAUUGCACAAUAGCCUUGCAGGCACUGUAUUAAAGCAACAGCAGUUAACAUGACUUGUAAAUUAUACUUUGAGGAUUUUUGGAGGCUUACAGUAUGUUAUGUUGUCAUUUUGGUACAUGUACUGUUUGUGUAGUGUUAGAUACCUAUGAAUCUAUUACUGAACAUUUGAACAUUUUAUCUAAAACUGUGAUAAGGAAGCACAAAAUGUGAUGUUAUUAAAAUCUGCCAACUAUACAGAGGAAAAAAAACAACUUUGUGGUCACCAGUCACUUCAAGGGGCAACAGUAAUAUACAGGGUGAUUAGAAAGUAAGUUUACCACAUCAACGCACCAUGCUAAUCACCCUGUACAAUAGGCAUAAAGUAACUCUUGAAAGGGUCAUAGUAAUAUACAGUACAGUAUGACACUAUAACAAGGCAACAUAUGGAAAAAGCAGCUGUCACUGCACAUAUGUCACUUAAACUAGUAUUUGA
This is a messenger RNA of Acipenser ruthenus (sterlet), 5692 nucleotides long. RefSeq names its product ATP-binding cassette sub-family C member 12-like. Gene Ontology annotation, biological process: transmembrane transport. Gene Ontology annotation, molecular function: ATP binding; ABC-type transporter activity; ATP hydrolysis activity. The transcript is spliced from 31 exons. Bases 104 to 4324 code for a protein of 1406 amino acids. Gene Ontology annotation, cellular component: membrane. The record is from RefSeq and is a predicted model, not a curated record. NCBI's taxonomy places the organism in Eukaryota, Metazoa, Chordata, Actinopteri, Acipenseriformes, Acipenseridae.